AUGACGACGAGAGAACAGCAUUCGAGUUUUAAUUUUUUUCAUUUUCAACAAAGGUCUUUUCUGUGGUACGGAUUGUUCAGUCAUUCCUCUGACGUUCAUUACACAAAGGUCUUUUGUGUUGUACGGAUUGUCCAGUCAUUCCUCUAUCGUUCAUUACACAAAGGUCUUUUCUGUGGUACGGAUCGUCCAGUCAUUCCUCUAUCGUUCAUUACACAAAGGUCUUUUCUGUGGUACGGAUCGUCCAGUCAUUCCUCUAUCGUUCAUUACACAAAGGUCUUUUCUGUGGUACGGAUUGUUCAGUCAUUCCUCUAUCGUUCAUUACACAAAGGUCUUUUCUGUGGUCUUUUCUGUGGUACGGAUUGUUCAGUCAUUCCUCUAUCGUUCAUUACACACAAAGGUCUUUUUCUGUGGUACGGAUUGUUCAGUCAUUCCUCUGACGUUCAUUACACAAAGGUCUUUUUUCUGUGGUACGGAUCGUUCAUUCAUUUCUUUUCUGACGUCCAGUCAUUUUAUCGUUCACACAAAGGUGUUUUUCUGUGGUAUGGAUUGUUCAGUCAUUCCUCUAUCGUUCAUUACACAAGGUCUUUUCUGUGGUACGAUUGUUCAGUCAUUCCUCUGACGUUCAUUACACCAAAGGUCUUUGUGUUGUACGGAAAGGUCUUUUCUGUGGUACGGAUUGUUCAGUCAUUCCUCUAUCGUUCAUUACACAAAGGUCUUUUCUGUGGUACGGAUUGUCCAGUCAUUCCUCUGACGUUCAUUACACAAAGGUGUUUUCUGUGGUCUUUUCUGUGGUACGGAUUGUUCAGUCAUUCCUCUAUCGUUCAUUACAACUGUGGUAAAGGUCUUUUCUGUGGUACGGAUUGUCCAGUCAUUCCUCUAUCGUUCAUUACACAAAAGGUGUUUCCUGUGGUACGGAAUGUUCAGUCAUUCCUCUAUCGUUCAUUACACAAAUGUCUUUUCUGUGGUACGGAUUGUUCAGUCAUUCCUCUGACGUUCAUUACACAAAGGUCUUUUCUGUGGUACGGAUUGUCCAGUCAUUCCUCUAUCGUUCAUUACACAAAAAGGUCUUUUCUGUUCAUUCCUCUAUCGUUCACAAACGGAUCGUGUCAUUUUUCUGUGGUACGGAUUGUUCAGUCAUUCCUCUAUCGUUCAUUACACAAAGGUGUUUUCUGUGGUACGGAUUGUUCAGUCAUUCCUCUGACGUUCAUUACACAAAGGUGUUUUCUGUGGUACGGAUUGUUCAGUCAUUUCUCUGACGUUCUUUACACAAAGGUGUUUUCUGUGGUAUGGAUUGUUCAGUCAUUCCUCUAUCGUUCAUUACACAAAGGUCUUUUCUGUGGUACGGAUUGUUCAGUCAUUCCUCUAUCGUUCAUUACACAAAGGUCUUUUCUGUGGUACGGAUUGUCCAGUCAUUCCUCUGACGUUCAUUACACAAAGGUGUUUUCUGUGGUACGGAUUGUUCAGUCAUUCCUCUAUUGUUCAUUACACAAAGAUGUUUUCUGUGGUAUGGAUUGUUCAGUCAUACCUCUAUCGUUCAUUACACAAAGGUCUUUUCUGUGGUACGGAUUGUCCAGUCAUUCCUCUGACGUUCAUUACACAAAGGUGUUUUCUGUGGUACGGAUUUUUCAGUCAUUCCUCUAUUGUUCAUUGCACAAAGAUGUUUUCUGUGGUACGGAUUGUUCAGUCAUUCCUCUAUCGUUCAUUACACAAAGGUGUUUUCUGUGGUACGGAUUGUUCAGUCAUUCCUCUAUCGUUCAUUACACAAAGGUGUUUUCUGUGGUACGGAUUGUUCAGUCAUUCCUCUAUCGUUCAUUACACAAACUGUUUUCUGUGGUGUUUUCUGUGGUACGGAUUGUUCAGUCAUUCCUCUAUCGAUUUUUUCAUUGCUUAGUCAUUCCUCUGACGUUCAAAGGUGUUUUCUGUGGUACGGAUUGUGCAGUCAUUCCUCUGACGUUCUUUAUACAAAGGUGUUUUCUGUGGUACGGAUUGUUCAGUCAUUUCUCUGACGUUCUUUACACAAAUGUGUUUUCUGUGGUAUGGAUUGUUCAGUCAUUCCUCUAUCGUUCAUUACACAAAGGUGUUUUCUGUGGUACGGAUUGUUCAGUCAUUCCUCUAUCGUUCAUUACACAAAGGUGUUUUCUGUGGUACGGAUUGUCCAGUCAUUCCUCUGACGUUCAUUACACAAAGGUGUUUUUCUGUGGUACGGAUUGUUCAGUCAUUCUGACGUUCUUUACACAAAUGUGUUUUAUGUGGUAUGGAUUGUUCAGUCAUUCCUCUAUCGUUCAUUUUCUGUGGUAUGGAUUGUUCAGUCAUUCCUCUAUCGUUCAUUAUAAAAGGUUUUUCUGUGGUACGGAUUGUUCAGUCAUUCCUCUGACGUUCAUUACACAAAGGUGUUUUUCUGUGGUACGGAUUUUCAGUCAUUCCUCUAUUGUUCAUUGCACAAAGAUGUUUUCUGUGGUACGGAUUGUUCAGUCAUUCCUCUAUCGUUCAUUACAAAAGUGUUUUCACGGAAAGGUCUAUCGUUUUUCUGUGGUACGGAUUGUUCAGUCAUUCCUCUCGACGUUUUUCUUUAUCGUUCAUUACAAAAGGUGUUUUCUGUGGUACGGAUUGUUCAGUCAUUCCUCUAUCGUUCAUUACACAAAGGUGUUUUCUGUGGUGUUUUCUUUGGUACGGAUUGUUCAGUCAUUCCUCUAUCGUUCAUUACACAAACUGUUUUUCUGUGGUGGGAAAGGUCUUUUCUGUUUUUCUGUGGUGUUUUUGUGGUACGGAUUGUUCAGUCAUUCCUCUAUCGUUCAUUACACAAAGGUGUUUUCUGUGGUACGGAUUGUUCAGUCAUUCCUCUAUCGUUCAUUUCAAAAGGUCUUUUCUGUGGUACGGAUUGUUCAGUCAUUCCUCUAUCGUUCAUUACACAAAGGUGUUUUUCUGUGGUACGGAUUGUUCAGUCAUUCCUCUGACGUUCAUUACACAAAGGUGUUUUCUGUGGUAUGGAUUGUUCAGUCAUUUUUCUAUCGUUCAUUACACAAAGGUGUUUUCUGUGGUAUGGAUUGUUCAGUCAUUCCUCUAUCGUUCAUUACACAAAGGUGUUUUCUGUGGUACGGAUUGUUCAGUCAUUCCUCUGACGUUCAUUACACAAAGGUGUUUUUGUGGUACGGAAGUCAUUCCUCUGACGUUGUUUUCAAAGGUGUUUUGGUACGGAUUGUUCAGUCAUUCCUCUAUCGUUCAUUACACAAAAGGUGUUUUCUGUGGUACGGAUUGUUCAGUCAAGUUCAUUUUGUUUUCUGUGGUACGGAUUGUUCAGUCAUUCCUCUGACGUUCUUUAGUCAUUCAUCUAUCGUUCAUUACACAAAGGUGUUUUCUGUGGGGGAUUGGAUUGUUCUUUAUAAAAUUCCUCUAUCGUUCAUUCCUCUAUCGUUCAAAGGUCUUUUUUCUGUGGUACGGAUUGUUCAGUCAUUCCUCUAUCGUUCAUUACACAAAGGUCUUUUCUGUGGUACGGAUUGUUCAGUCAUUACUCUGACGUUCAUUACACAAAGGUGUUUUCUGUGGUAUGGAUUGUUCAGUCAUUCCUCUAUCGUUCAUUACACAAAGGUGUUUUCUGUGAUAUGGAUUGUUCAGUCAUUCCUCUAUCGUUCAUUACACAAAGGUGUUUUCUGUGGUACGGAUUGUUCAGUCAUUCCUCUGACGUUCUUUAUACAAAGGUGUUUUCUGUGGUACGGAUUAUUUAGUCAUUCCUCUGACGUUCAUUACACAAAGGUGUUUUCUGUGGUAUGGAUUCGUUCAUUACACUUAGUCAUUCCUCUGGUGUUUUUCCUAUGGAUUAUCGUUCAUUACACAAGGUCUUUUCUGUGGUACGGAUUGUUCAGUCAUUCCUCUAUCGUUCAUUUCACAAGUUUUUUCUGUGGUAUGGAUUGUUCAGUCAUUCCUCUAUCGUUCAUUACUGUGGUACGGAAAGGUUCUUUAUACAAAGGUGUUUUCUGUGGUACGGAUUGUUCAGUCAUUCCUCUGACGUUCUUUACAAAAGGUGUUUUCUGUGGUAUGGAUUGUUCAGUCAUUCCUCUAUCGUUCAUUACACAAAGGUGUUUUCUGUGUCAUUCCUCUAUCGUUCAUUACACAAAGGUCCAGUCAUUCUUUUCAUUGGUAAGGUGUUUUCUGUGGUACGGAUUGUUCAGUCAUUCCUCAAUCGUUCAUUACACAAAGGUCUUUUUCUGUGGUACGGAUUGUUCAGUCAUUCCUCAAAGGUUUUUUCGUUCAUUACACAAAGGUCAUUUUUCUGUGGUACGGAUUGUUCAGUCAUUUCUCUAUCGUUCAUUACACAAAGGUGUUUUCUGUGGUACGGAUUGUUCAGUCAUUCCUCUAUCGUUCAUUACACAAAGGUGUUUUCUGUGGUACGGAUUGUUCAGUCAUUCCUCUGACGUUCUUUAUACAAAGGUGUUUUCUGUGGUACGGAUUGUUCAGUCAUUCCUCUAUCGUUCAUUACACAAAGGUGUUUUCUGUGGUACGGAUUGUUCAGUCAUUCCUCUGACGUUCAUUACACAAAGGUGUUUUCUGUGGUAUGGAUUGUUCAGUCAUUCCUCUAUCGUUCAUUACACAAAGGUGUUUUCUGUGGUACGGAUUGUUCAGUCAUUCCUCUAUCGUUCAUUACACAAAGGUCUUUUCUGUGGUACGGAUUGUUCAGUCAUUCCUCUAUCGUUGAUUACACAAAAGGUCUUUUCUGUGGUACGGAUUGUUCAGUCAUUCCUCUGA
This is a messenger RNA of Acanthosepion pharaonis, 4740 nucleotides long. NCBI's taxonomy places the organism in Eukaryota, Metazoa, Mollusca, Cephalopoda, Sepiida, Sepiidae. The record is from the annotation of a GenBank genome assembly.